Ictalurus punctatus (channel catfish) is the source of this 7008-nucleotide messenger RNA. It is a transcript of the gene zeb1b, whose product is annotated as zinc finger E-box binding homeobox 1b. Gene Ontology annotation, biological process: regulation of transcription by RNA polymerase II; anatomical structure development. The record is from RefSeq and is a predicted model, not a curated record. Gene Ontology annotation, molecular function: DNA-binding transcription factor activity, RNA polymerase II-specific; RNA polymerase II cis-regulatory region sequence-specific DNA binding. The coding region runs from base 1839 to 5099 and encodes 1086 amino acids. The transcript has 8 exons. Lineage: Eukaryota; Metazoa; Chordata; Actinopteri; Siluriformes; Ictaluridae.
GCGGCGGGACUUUUCCAAUCAGCCAAAGUCAGCGGAAAGUAGCGGUGUGUGAGUGAGUGUGUGUGUGUGUGUGUGUGUGAGAGAGAGAGAGAGUGUACCGUUAUACCUGGCUCUCUCCGCCUAGCGGCACCGCGCACCCUGGACCGUUAUACGCUCCCAGCCCAUGCGCUCACUGCUCCCUGUUUACUUUCCUCCUUUACUCUUUACUUUUCCUCACACUUCCUACACAAUUUACUCUUCUCCUCAUCAAUCCGAGGACCGCAGUUCUGUUUUUAUUUUCCUUAUCAUCGACUGUUUUCCUUCAAACUUACUUUCUCGCAGAAUGUACCUGUUUAUACUCGAAUCUCCGCUCCGUUUCAAAACAACCUGUUUGUUUGUUUAUUUGUUUAUCUUUAAGAUGGCUUCGAAGUGUUUUGACGAAGCGUGUGUGUGUGUGUGUGUUUUUCGUGAAGUUUGUCGCGUUUUCGUGUGGGUAUAAACUUAUCCUCGGUACAAUGGGCUGUUCCGCUGUUGGCUGUGUACUGCGUGGUAGCAGGUAGCCAGUGUGCUAGCCCACUUUAUACCUUAAUAUACAGCCUUCCAGUAUCAAAACAAACACGGCCACUAACACACUCCUGGAGCACACUGGGGGAUUUCUGACCUCGACAUAUUGGUAAAAAGGUGUGAGCUUUCGGUUGAGUAAACCGUUAGUCAGAUAACGGGAAACACGCGUCGCUGUUUGGCUGAAGAAGAAGAAGAAGAAGAAGAAAAAGAAGAAGAAGAAACGGAAAGUCCUAAAGUCCUCAUUUUGUUGUUGUGUGGUUUUCUAAAAAAAAAAAAAACUUUGCGGGAAGUUGUCUAAGAACAAUAAGGGCGUGUCUAAGCAUACACUGGCCAUGAAGCAUCUUUUCAGCACCGUUAGCGUGUGUGUGUGUGUGUGAGUGUGUGUGUCAGGCGGUGGGUGAAGGAACCUGUUUGUAGGCUGUAGCCACAUUUCUGUCUCUGGGUGGCAACUCGAAGGAGAAAAGGAAAGGAAUCUGCGCGGCUACAACAACUGCAGCUCAGCCUAUAUAAGGAAUGCGGCGUGUGUAUGCUGUUAUAUACAUACAGUACAGACCAGACCAGUACAGACCAGACCAGUACAGACCAGCGAGUCUGAUCAAUCUCUCUCGGACUGGCUGCAGGACAGGAGUUCACACUGGGACUGGACCACUUCAUGAGAAUGAACUUGUGCACGCGCUCGAGCAUCAUCGGAGUUUUGUUUUUCAGCAUAUAUCUGCUUAUUAUCUGCUUAUUAUUGUUCUUUAAAGCUAAUAACGAGUUACUUCCGACUUGUACUGUAUUUAUGGGAUUCCUGAGCUGUAUCCAUGCGUCUUUAUGUCGUUGUGUGUGUGUGUGUGUGUGUGUGUGUGUGUGUUUGAGAUCCUACAUGAGUCGCUUGACUUAUUUCUAAGCUCUAUUCCGGACUUGUCUGUUAUGCUGCUGAAAACAUGUCGCUCCUGCUUUAAUUAGUCAAUGUGACUAGACUUUAUGUUCCAGAUAUAAAGAGUAAAGUGCUACUAUAGGGUUGUUGUCGUUUUGUCGAUUUCUCGUGUUUAUGAGCCACUUGAGAAAUAACGGUGUGUUUAGGUUCCGUUUCCGCCAUGCGCUCCCUGGCGGUGCUCUCAGCACGCAGCUUUGCUUUCGACUGAUCGGAGGCAUAAAACAUCGCUCAGGGUUUAUGAAUGGGGAGAAAUCUCGAGCCUGUGUGUUUUUCAGUGCUGUGCAGCUGAUUUGUGAACGCUGACACAGACGCGGACUCAGACGACACCGUUUGCAUCCGUUUUGAAAGGUGUUGGGAGGCAAAGGCGUUGCACCAAAUGUCAACUUGUGCAGUGAGUAACUACAGCAAUGUACUGGAAGGCCAGUCAGACUCUGAUGAUGAAGAUAAGCUCCAUAUCGUGGAGGAAGAUGCAACCCCCAUGGAUGGAGCUGACGGUGAGAGUGUUGCCCAUGAUGAUGACGCCAACGGCCCUGACGACCGAUGGGAUGAAGUGAAAGAAGAAUGUGUGUCAGAGGAGGAUGAGAGAAGUAGGGAUGCUCUUGUUGAGGAAAUGCUUCAGCAGGGAGACACUGCCGUCAUCUUCCCAGAGGCACCAGAAGAUGAACCACGCCAAGGAACACCGGAGACCAGCGGCCAUGAUGAGAAUGGCACACCAGACGCGUUUUCUCAGCUCCUCACCUGUCCCUACUGCUCCCGCGGCUACAAGCGCUACACGUCUCUGAAGGAGCACAUAAAGUAUAGACACGAGAAGAGCGAGGACAACUUCAGCUGCUCACUUUGCAGCUACACUUUCUCCCACCGUACACAGCUCGACCGACACAUGAGCGCACACAAAGCAGGCAGAGACCAGCGGCAUGUAACCCAAACAGGGGGUGGAGGAAACCGUAAGUUUAAGUGCACUGAAUGUGGCAAAGCUUUCAAGUACAAACACCACCUGAAAGAACACCUGCGUAUCCACAGUGGAGAGAAGCCAUACGAGUGCCCCAACUGUAAAAAGCGUUUCUCUCACUCCGGCUCCUACAGUUCCCAUAUCAGCAGCAAGAAAUGCAUUGGCCUCAUUUCCGUCAAUGGCCGACCUCGACCCUCGCCAACCACAGGAGGCACCAAAACCCCUCAGUGUCCUUCACCAUCCCUGCCCUCCUCCCCUGCCACUGCCCGGACUCAGAUCCGGGACAAACUGGACCAUAGUAAACCCCUGCAGGAGCAGCUCCCUAUCACACAGAUUAAGUCUGAGCCAUUGGACUAUGAGUACAAGCCUGUGGUAGUUGCCCCAGCUGCCCCUGGAGGAGUAAAUGGGGUUUUCCAAGGAGGGGCAGCAGCACCCCUACAGGGAGCAGUUCAGGCUGUGGUCCUCCCCACUGUAGGACUGGUCUCCCCAAUCAGCAUUAAUCUAGGGGACUUGCAGAACAUGCUGAAGGUGGCAGUGGAUGGGAAUGUGAUCAGGCAGGUGUUGGAGAAUGCCCAGGCCAAAGGCCAGCCUGCAAACACUGGCAGAGUGGCUAUUGCACAGGCUCCUCAGCAAGUCAUCCAAGCCAUCAGUCUUCCCAUUGUUGACCAGGAUGGUACCACCAAGAUCAUAAUCAACUACAGCCUUGACCCCUCGCAGGCUCAGGCAGCUCUGCAGAACUUGAAGAAAGAGCCGGUGGGCCAGAAUACAGACUCCUGCAAGGCUGAACGACUACCUGAGGACCUGACGGUUAAAAGCAAGACAACCAGGGACAAAACCACCAUCACUGUGGAUGAAGAGUGGCAGCAAGAGAAGGGCAAACUCUACAAUCACACAACAGACAAACACUGUGUCAAGGAGGAACAGGAGGUUAAUGGAACACACUUGGAGGAGAAGUCUGAAGAUGCUGACGGACUGUGUCCUGGGCAGCCCCCAUUGAAGAACCUUAUGUCCUUGCUUAAGGCUUACUUUGCCUUAAACGCAGAACCCACCAAGGAAGCGCUGGCAAAGAUAUCAGAGUCAGUCAAUCUCCCUACCGAUAUUGUCAGGAAGUGGUUUGAGAAGAUGCAGAAUGGGCAGAUUCCAAUGGAGAUCUCCACAGCCACACCCCAGAAAGAACAGUCUAAUGGAAUAGACAUUAAUGGCACUCCAGAGGAAACCCAAAAGUCGGUGUCAGAGCAGGACAGCAAAAGGAACCAAGAGGAGGAAGAGGAGAUGGAGCUUCGUAGCCCAGCAGAGGGCACUACAGCUGGGAUAAGUGGAGCAGAAAAUGGCCCCACAUCCCCUUUACCACUAAAUCUAUCUGCAGAUGGGCCUGUGCCAGCCCAGACAGCAGAGGAAGGAGAGGGACCUCUUGAUUUGUCUCUCCCAAAAUCUGUAGCAGCAGCAAAUACAACCAGCGCUCACUCUGUUUACUCAGCUCAGGACGAGCCUCUAAACUUGGUUUGCACAAAGAAGGAAGUGCUCAGCAAUGCAAGCACCAGCACUGCCAUCUAUGCCAGCCAAACAAGUGCCAAUCCCCUGAACAUUGUGACCACUCAACUGCCCACCCUGGUGGCUAUCACCAAGCAAGGCCCUGGGCAGUGUCUGCGUACCCUCACCACCACUAAACAGACCAUCUUAAUCCCACAGCUAGCCUACACCUACACCACUACAGCCUCCAGCCCAGCAGGGGGUGACACACCACAGAAGGCCAUACUGCAAGUCAACGGUGUUAAGGAGGAGAAACAGGAGGCUGGUUCAGAGGCAGCCUCUGUGCUGGAGGAGCAAACAGACUCAGACUCCGGGCCGGUGAGGAAGAAGAUGAAGAAGACUGACAAUGGCUUAUAUGCCUGUGACCUGUGUGACAAAAUCUUCCAGAAGAGCAGCUCGCUGCUUCGGCAUAAAUACGAACACACAGGUAAACGUCCUCAUGAAUGCGGGAUCUGCAGCAAAGCUUUCAAACACAAGCACCACCUGAUCGAGCACCUGCGUCUGCACUCGGGAGAAAAGCCGUACCAGUGUGACAAGUGUGGCAAGCGCUUCUCUCACUCCGGCUCCUACUCGCAGCACAUGAACCACCGCUACUCAUACUGUAAGAAGGAGGCACACGGCCAGAACCUUGUGCAGAGGGACGAAGAGGAGGAGAACCCCAACGAAGAGCAGGCUGGAGCAGCAAGCACCACCGCCUCGCCCCCGUCUCAGGUGGACUCGGAUGAACGAGGAAGCAGUGCCAGAGAGGACGAGGAGAGCGAGGAGGAAGACGUGAUGGGCUCGGGGAGCAUGGUGGACGAGGACGAAAUUCAGGUGGUGAGGAUCGGCGAGGAAGGAGGAGAGGAUGAGGAAGACACCGGAGAGCAGUACAGGAUGGAGGAGAUGGACACAGGAAAUGAGGAGGCGGUUAGGGAGAAUGGAGGACAUGAGGAGGAUACAGUGGAAAGUCAAGAAGAGGGAGAAGAAGAUGGAGAGAUGAUGAAAGUCGUUGUGAUGCAGGAUGAUGAGGGAGAUGAAGAAGAGCAGACGGAAAUCACAGAAGCGAUGGACAUGCAGGAAAACAUAGGAGAGGAAAAAGCCGAGGAUGAAGGAGAAAAUGUGAAUGAGGAGGGUGGAAAUGAAGGAACCACACCCAGUGAAAAUGGAGAUGUGAAAUGAAGAGAAAUCACAUCAGGGCUUUUCUCGCUCUUAUACUUUGCUACUUACUUUUACAAAAACUUUACUAAUUUGAACAAAGACUGCAGAUGUGGCUGCUUCCAGAGGAUUGCAGGAAAUGGUGAAAGAAGGAAGGAAGGAAGAGCGCGAGAGUGCAAGAGCUCUAUCGUUGCAUUUUAUCCCACUACUGUGUAUAAAACCCCUUGUGUGCCUGAUGAUAAAACAAACUAGUGUUUUUUUUCCCACAUAAGGACAUUUUUCAGUGUUUAUGGUUUGUAUAAAUACAAAGUUUAAUGGAAAAAAAAAUGACAUAUACAGACUGAAAGCUAGACACGUUUUAGCUAAUAACGUUUUAUUACUAAAACACCUUGGGUUUCUUUUUAUCAGUGUUACUAAUUUUUUUUGUCACUCUUGUUUAAACCUUUUAAAAAAAAAGCUGUACAGUUGGGAGAGAUUUCUAUACAUUUUUAUUGCCAAUGAACAAAACUCAGUAUUUUAUUGCAUAUGAAGGAAAAAAAAAAAAGAUCCUGUGCACUACCAUUCUCCCAGUUUACGGAUGAACACCUCUGUGGGCCUUGUUUAAUGUCUACCUUUCAGUAUUAAUACUCUCAAGCUAACCCUUGUGUCACGCUAGUCUACGCUAGCUCAACAUCUGUCUGUCUAUUUUGUUUGGAAGUGGUCUGUGAGCCUUAAACAUAAGAAAAAAAUUGGGGGUGGUACACAAUCCUAGAUCCAAAAAAAAAAAAAAAAAAAGAAAAACAACAUUGAGAUUUAAAGAAAUGUGAGUAGUUACAUGUGUCUAAUUUGCCCCUCGCUGUCCCCAGACCCUCCCUUAUGCAAAAGCAUAAGUUAAGCAUGUGUUAAGUGCCAUUGCACAGAGCUGGUGCACUUCUUUCACAGUCUUCUUCAACAGCAUGUUCCCAGUGUGGUAGCAAACCUGUGACCCCUGACCCUGAACCACUAGUCCUAACCCAAGGACUGUUCCUGCCUCUUAAAAGGAACAAAUGAAUUUUUACAAACGGUCAGGAAUCAAAGAACAAAACGUUUCCAGCUCUGAAGUGUUUCUGUGUCCCCUGUUUAACGCACUUCUUCAUCUCAUUAACUGCGCGUUCACUUUUACUUCAGGUAUUAAAUAUGAACUCACCAUUACCUUUCACCUCUAAUUUUUUUUUUCCUACUUGCAUAACAGUCAGUAUUAAGUUUGUGUUCUGUUUGUUUCUCAGUGAACAUUGUGUAAUGUUUGUUUGCAGUCAUGGCAGUAUUAUUUCCUCACCCUCUUCAUCAGUAUAAGUUUAGUUUUAGAGACCUUUUAUAUUUAUGUCUUAUUUUUUUAUAUUUUUUUUCCUUUAUGGUUAUUUAUUACACAAUGUAGUGUACAAUAUUGUAGUUUGUAUUAAUACAAUAAUAUAUUUUAGUAUGAAGAAUAAUUUCGAAGAAUGAAUGAAUACAAAGCUAGGGAGAGCUCUCUGGCAUUUCGAAGUGUUUUAAAAACAGAAAGAGUAUUAUUUUCACAUUUUCAAUUCUUUGAUUGCUUUUUUUUUUUUUUUAAACAGACACCCAGUAUUUGAAAUAUUGGAGAUUUCUCUUCUCACAUUGCCCAUCAUUGUGUUACUUUCCCCACUAGACUUGGAAGCUACUGAACAUUGAUAAUUUAAUUGUAUGCUACACGUGCAGACGUCCUUAACCACAAAACUGUGCUACUCUUUUACAAAGCCAAAAUGUUGUCAAUGAGGAAGUUUUUUAUGUUUUAUUUGUGCCAAUGUGUUAACAGCAUGGCCACAACUUGUUUUAUAUGUCCCUGUUUUAAUCUGUGGUUAUAUAUUUUUUAUAGAUAGGAUUUCUUUUUUCUUUGUUUGGUUGGUUUGUUUUUUAAAGACUCCCCGUCUCACAAUAAAAUAAAAUCAAGAAUUCA